Molecule: messenger RNA, 951 nt
Organism: Catharus ustulatus (Swainson's thrush)
Lineage: Eukaryota; Metazoa; Chordata; Aves; Passeriformes; Turdidae
Gene: NEUROD4
Product: neuronal differentiation 4
Exons: 1
Coding region: 1-951 (316 amino acids)
Molecular function (GO): protein dimerization activity
Source: RefSeq, a predicted model, not a curated record
AUGCCCCAGACCUGCCCCAAACCCUCGGACAUGGCCGAGCUCAGCAGCCAGGGCUGGGUGGACGAAACUCGGGCAGCCAAGGAGCAAAAUAACGAAAAUUUCGCGUUGGUCCCGACCCUUCCCGAGGAACGCGACAGCGCCGAGGAGGAGGAGGAAGAGGAAGAGGAAGGUGAAAAACCCAAGAGGAGAGGCCCAAAGAAGAAGAAGAUGACCAAGGCCAGGCUGGAGAGGUUCAGGGCUCGCAGGGUCAAGGCCAACGCUCGGGAGCGCACGAGGAUGCACGGCCUGAACGACGCCCUGGACAACCUGCGCAGGGUCAUGCCCUGCUACUCCAAAACGCAAAAACUUUCCAAAAUCGAGACUUUACGCCUGGCCAGGAAUUACAUCUGGGCCCUGUCCGAGGUGCUGGAGACGGGGCAGACUCCGGAGGGGAAAAACUUUGUGGAAAUGUUGUGCAAGGGGCUCUCCCAACCCACCAGCAACCUGGUGGCCGGCUGCCUCCAGCUGGGCUCGCAGCCGCUUUUCCUGGAGAAACACGAGGAGAAAUCCUGCGAGCCCGGCUUGCCCGGCCACUCCUUCGGCUACCAAGGGCUACCAAGCCCCCCUUACGGAUCCAUGGAGUCUCACCUGCUGCACCUGAAGCCUCCAGCCUUCAAAAGUUUGGUGGAUGCUUCUUUGGGAUGCUCCACGCCGCCCUACGAGGGGCCGCUGACGCCGCCGCUGAGCGUCAGCGGGAAUUUCGCGCUCAAGCAGGACGGGUCCCCAGAGCUGGAGAAAUCCUUUCCCUUCCUGGGUCACUUCCCCCCGGGCAGCCUGGCCACGGCCCAGCACGGACACGGCUCCCACUUCCAGAGCUCCGUGGGCCGCUACGAGAUCCCGCUGGAUGUGGGGUACGAGGCCUUCGCGCCCCACGUGGGCGGGACGCAGCUCGGGGCCAUCUUCAGCGAGUGA